AGCGCGGGCGCAGCCUCGCCAGCGUUCCUCGCCGAGACGAACAACCCGUACCUGGACCAGCGCGUCAGCAUAGCGUUCAUCGUGAUUGACACGGCGUUCCUGCUCCUGUUCUACGCGAGCCGGUACUACAAUCGCAAAGCUGUGGGGACGCAGAUGUUGGUGUGCAACACGCUGUGCUACGUGCUCUGUAUGGGGAGCGCGGCGACGGGCAUCUUGAUGACUCAAAUCGGCGGCGUAGGCCACCACGUCACCACCGUCAGCCCACACACCUUCCAAACCUGGCUGCAGCUCUCCAAAGUCCUCGAAUUCACCUACACCCCGGCCGUCAUGUUCGCCAAGCUCGCGGCUCUCUUCCUCUACCACCAAGUCUUCGAGGUGCCCCUCUACCGGCGCAUCAUCGUCGGCAUCGGCGCCGUCGUCGUCCUCCAGGGCGUCGUAGCCCUGAUCCUCGCAUUCUCGAUAUGCCGCCCGUUCCGCUACUUCUGGACGCAGGCGGUGGACGCAGACGACGGGACGUGCGGGGACGUCAUGCUGUUCUACAAGAGCUACAGCAUCCCGAGUCUGGUCACUGACGUCGCGAUGCUGGUGCUCCCGUGGCCGAUUCUGGCAAGACUAAACAUCCCCGUGAUGGAGAAGGUCGGGCUGGUGCUCACCUUCCUUGCCGCGUCGCUAGGCAUCAUCACCUGCACGCUCCGAUUCGUGACUUUCUUCACCACGCCCCUGUUUCAAGAUCCUACGUGGUACGCCUCGGGCGGGCCCAUGAUAUAUGCCCUCGUCGAACCGUCCAUCUACAUGAUCGCGAGCAUACUGCCCACCACGCGGCAUCUGUACCGCCGGCUCCGCAGCAGGGCGCGGCUGACGUCCACCGCGAAGAGCGACAGC
Paraphaeosphaeria sporulosa is the source of this 882-nucleotide messenger RNA. RefSeq lists its product as uncharacterized. The record is from RefSeq and is a predicted model, not a curated record. Lineage: Eukaryota; Fungi; Ascomycota; Dothideomycetes; Pleosporales; Didymosphaeriaceae. The transcript is spliced from 3 exons. The annotation marks the transcript as partial.